CAAUGACAUACCUAAAUAUACAUAGAAGCUAUAUGAGUUGCCGGUUGCAUGUGAAAUAACAGACCAAUUGAAUGCAGAUGGUUGUAAAUCCUAACCGAAGUAAGUUAUGUUGAACUAUAUAGAAGACGAUGAGCGAUAGUCCUAUGGAGCUCGGCGAAAGCACUGUAGUCAACAUGGAAGCAUUUGCUUCAAAAAUCCACUCGUAUUUGAAAAUGGACCCCGUUGAAUUUCCGGCUUAUUUACUGGAUCGUUGGAAAAAAGUAUCAUCAACGUUUCCAAAACUAAGUCCAUCUCUGUAUAUUGAUGAAGAAAGAUAUCUAGACACGUUGUUCGACAUGGUUGUUACAUUGCGCGAUGACGUCUGGGAAAGACAUUUUUAUGGAUACGAUAAGAUAAACUGGUCCAAUGAACGGUGGCUGGCUGUUUGCUUGAGCAGUUACAUAAGUUUGAAAAUCGUAGCUGAGGUUUAUCUGAAAGAGCCAAACGAAUUAUUUUUUUCUCUAUUUGAGUUGUGGCCGAAUUCUGAGAGGACCUUUCAAAAAUUAUUUCCUUUCUCACCGAAGGAUCCUGAUGAGCUUUUUCUCAGUCUCAAUGAAUGGCCCCGUGAAAGAAUCUUGAAACCAGAAAUGAAUUCUAUUUUAAAAGGAAUUUUAAUCAUUCACAUGCUGGAUGAUUACUUAGGUGAAAAAGUACGAGACGGAAUUAUUGAAUUAACCAGAAGUAACCGUUCGAUUGAAAGUCCGGAAGAAUUUUGGAAAAUUUUAAGUCAGGGUAAUUCUGAUAAAUUUGAUGUAGCUAAAUUCGUCGAUUCGUAUAACGCGUUAAGUCCAGACUUCCCCGUGAUAUCAGCUCAGCUAGAUAAAAAUACCGCGAUAAGAUUUGAGAACGACGCCAGUUCCAGGUAUUCCAAAUUCCCCGUAACUGUCUCCAUGCAGACGAAAAGCGAAACAAAAGUAAAAAAAUUUAUGCUGGACGAAGAAGCGUCUCGACAUUCAUUUGAGGUGGAGGAAGCGGAGUGGUUUAAAGUCAACCAUUUCAAUGCGGGAUUAUAUACUUUGAACUUGGAUGGAAAUCUGAAGAAUAUUUGUUCGUUGCCAAUUUCCGAGCUUACAAAAUUGAAUUCUAUCGAUAGAGCAAGUGUGUUACUCAAUCUCGAUUUCUCAACUAAAAAUGGUCUGAUGCUCGCUGUAAAGUGCUUUGGAUUUUUAAAAGGCGAAGAAGAUAUAAUACCUUUGGCUACAGCCUAUAGAAAAUUUUUGUAUAUAAGUCGGUUCUUGUACGGAACACGUAUCCACCAACUAUUUUUAGCCUAUAUUGACUCCUUAAUCGAAGUAAAGGGAGAUAUCGUCGAUGAUGGAUUAAGUGAGGACGACGCGAACCGGGCGUAUAAUUGCAUGAUUUUCCAUAUUGGAUGUCUCGUGGGAUCAAAACUAUGUUUGGAGAAAGCAGAAAAAAUAUUUCAGACUUUUCUAAAGGAUGAUACUUCUGCGGCUGUAGAAUUUCUUAAUUGUGCAAUUAUUUACGGAGCUGCAGGCAAUUCAGUUUCAUUUAAAGAGAUUCAAGACAAAUACCUUGGUGAAAUGGACAAAUUGAAAGAAAGUUUAUUGGCCCGUGUUCUAGGCUCUUUGAAGGAGGCAGAUUUAGAAAAGUGCUUAACUGAAAUGAUCUUGCCGGGAAAAAUGCCACUUGACCAUGUGGUGAUUUUUUUUUGUUCAUGUGCGAAAAUUACAUCAUCUUUUUGUACUGCCUGGAAAUUCUUGAUAACAUCGCGUGAAGCUCUUAUCAAACAGUUGUCAGUGGAUGUAUUUAUGUUGAUUAUUGGAGAAUUCGUACCAUCGAUACAUCUGGAUGAACAUUUUGCCGAGGUGUGUAGUAGAAAAGAAACAUUGCAUUUGUCAAUACCAUCAACCGUACAUUUAUCUAAUUUUCAGCUUGACGACUUGCUGAGUUAUUCAAUUUAUGAUGAUAAAAGAUGUAUAAUUGAAACUGCAAAAAAAAAGAAAGUAUUCAUCUCGGAUUAUGCAGAGUUAUAUAAUUGGUUGCUCGAGUAUUUCAAUGGAAAUCCUCAACAUGCAGUUGCAAAACGUCGGAAACUGGAUGAAUUCGCCAUUCAGGACAAACCUACCAGCCUGGACAAACCUACCUGUCUAGACACAUUGCAGUUUGAAAAAACAACUGUAUGGGACACACUGGAAUUUUUUAAAAAUCUGGAUGUAACUACAGUAUCUCGCAUUAAUGCAUGGGAAACCAUAAGAACGUUUGAUACACUCUCAUCUCGAAAACUAUGUGUUGUUCGACCUCCUUGUUGGGGUAAAACAACCACAUUGCAUAUUUUACUAUUGUACUAUUCAAAAGUUUUCAACAAGGAAACACUUGAGGAAGUGAACCAUGACAUCCCAAUAGAUGUUUUUAAAGGUCAUCAAAGUUUUUCAAUUGGCAAACAAUCAUACUCUUUCCUUCAUAGCGCCGAAGAUGAGAAAACUCCUACCACAUGCUCGACAAUUCCUACUGAAUGGGAGACAAGCUGUAAGAAUUCCUAUGCGUGUUUUCAUCUGGACCUCUCCAUCAUCGUAGGCUGUAAUCUUUCCGAAGUAAAAACUGAAAUUACCGCAGCAGUUCAUAAAACGUUAGCCCUUUACAAAUCUUUAUUAAAUGAACAUGAACGUUUUGGCAAAUGCUUCAAAGGAACUUGUAUUCCAACUGAUGACCAUAUUGAUAUACUAGCAUCAGUCUUACGAUACCUGCAGUUCACCAAGGUAUGUGAAUCGCCUUAUAGACUCUUAUUUGUUGACGAAAUAGAUUUGCCUCUUAUCAGAUUGGAAAAUGCCACAGAAAGAGAAAAGGAAGAAAUCAAAAUGUUACUGAUGAAGUUAGUAACACAUGUGGCUGCGUCAGGCUGUCAUGUUAUUUCUUUCGGGGUAUAUCCUUCAUUUUGUGGUGACGUGAUGGCUGAUCAUUUGGCUAAAAUGUACAGUCUUGAUGAACCAAUUUUGAAACCAGUAUUUGGAUUAAAUCACGUCGAAGUAAUGCACUUGAACAACAAAGACACUAGUUUGGUGAAAUUUGCUGGUGGUUAUACUUAUCCUGGGACAAAACCGUUUUCGCUUUAUUGCAUGCAUUUACGGGAAAACGAGAAGUCUAUGUUCGAAGAAACUUGGUUGAGAUCCAAAUUGUAUGACUUUAUUUGGAAAAAAUUUAACGACUGUACUAGGUUUUACAAACUUUUGUUACAACUCCUGGAAAAUGGUUAUGCUUUUGCAUCGAAAGAAGAAUUAUUCAGCGAUCAUCCACUGAAUUUAUUAUAUCACAGUGGCUUUGUUGUGAAGACCUGUGCUGGAAAUUUAUCCCUUGAAUUGUGGCGCGAUGUAAAGAACGAUCAUGAAAACCAACCCAACCCAAUGGAGUUGGUGUAUUAUGUAUUCCCCAACUUCAUGAUGAAGGAUGCGCUGCGCAGUUUUCUUGAUAUGCGUCAUGCAAGCUAAACAUGAGUGCCAAAUCAAGAUGUGGUUCGAUGGUUCGUUUAUUUAGGGUAGUUUUUUUUACAUCAGAUGAUAAUUCUGGUUUUUCACAUGGACAAUCUCCGCAAUCUUCAUACGUAAUGUUUACUGUAAUAAUAUGUAUUUUGUGUUAUUCCUGGAGUUUUGUUAAGGUACCUAUUUAUAAUAAUUAAUAGUAUUUUGAUUUUGAAUAAGUGUAUUUUUUUAUGUUUGAAAAGAAGUAUACACCUACCACUUACCAGUAAUUACCUACGUACUUAGUCGAAGCUUUGUGAGAAAUGCUACAAUCAUGAUUUACACUCGGAUUCUACCUACUAACUUCUUCAUUACUUACAAAACCUGGAAAGAAUUUAUUAAGAAAUCAGAAUUAGAAGAACUUGUAGCCUACAGAAAUGCCACAGCUUCUAUUACAGUCAAUGGAGAAACAGCAAAAAUAAGGCUCAAAAAGGGAAUAAGACAGGGAGAUGCUCUUUCACCUAAAUUGUUCACAGCCACACUCAAUAACAGCAUCAGAGAUAUAUUAUGGGGAGAAGGAGGACUGGAGAUCUCUGGAGAAAAAUUGACCCAUUUGCUAUAUGCUGAUGAUGUGGUGCUGAUAGCACAGGAUAUGGACAAACUUCAGGGAAUGCAGGACAAGGUGAGAGAUGCAUGUCUAGAAGUAGGACUGAAAAUUAAUAAAGGGAAGACCAGGACUAUGUGCAAUGGGUUUGUAACUGAUGAAAAGUGUGUCCAGCUGGAAGAUGAUGAAAUUGAAAUGGUUGAUGGAUUUUGUGUACCUUGGCCAAGAUAUGACCAUGAAUAACAAUUUCAACAGAGAGAUAUCCAGGAGAAUAAAUGCAUCAUGGGCAGCAUACUUGAGGCUGCAAGGAAUUAUCAGAGAGAAGUCAACACCAAUGUGUCUGAGAAGGAAGGUAGCCAAUCAAUGCAUCAUCCCAGUGGCCUCAUAUGCUAGUGAGACAUGGACAUUGACAAAGUAGCUGGAAGAUCGAAUUGUCAAGAUGCAGAGGUGUAUGGAGAGGUCAAUGCUGGGGAUAACGCUGCGAGACAAAUGGACAGUGGAGAAAAUUUGGGAGACCACAGGGGUGACUGACAUUAUGGAGACAGUUAAGGGGAGUAAGUGGCGCUGGUCUGGUCAUGUUGCCAGAAGUGGGGGUCAACGAUGGGUGGUAAAGACUACUCAGUGAGACCAAAACGGAGAUGGGAGGAUGAGAUACGGACAUGUGAUGGAGAAUGGUGGAGUACAGCCCAAAACCGGAGCUCGUGGAAAGAAUUUGGGGAGGCCUUCAUCCAGCAGUGGAUUGAAAAAAAGGGCUAAAAAUAAGAAGAGAAAGAAGUAGAAAAAAUACAAACAUCAAUAACUCCAGUCUUACUGUAGUUACUGUACUGUAGGUACAUAAUUUUUAAAAUUAUUGCCAAAAUUCACUGAGGAAAAUGAUGAGUCUGCGUUAGUCUGCGUUUAUUCAAGUGUAAGAUUUCUCGUGUUAGUUGGUUAAUUUAUUUACUUUACCAUACGCAGGUAUGUUCCCAUUUGCAAAAGUAUACAGAUACACUCUUU
Molecule: messenger RNA, 5052 nt
Organism: Planococcus citri (citrus mealybug)
Lineage: Eukaryota; Metazoa; Arthropoda; Insecta; Hemiptera; Pseudococcidae
Exons: 12
Coding region: 129-3482 (1117 amino acids)
Biological process (GO): proteolysis; peptide catabolic process
Cellular component (GO): cytoplasm
Molecular function (GO): peptide binding; metalloaminopeptidase activity; zinc ion binding
Source: RefSeq, a predicted model, not a curated record